This is a messenger RNA of Sclerotinia sclerotiorum 1980 UF-70, 2526 nucleotides long. RefSeq lists its product as hypothetical. Gene Ontology annotation, biological process: glucan catabolic process. Gene Ontology annotation, molecular function: beta-glucosidase activity. Lineage: Eukaryota; Fungi; Ascomycota; Leotiomycetes; Helotiales; Sclerotiniaceae. The record is from RefSeq and is a predicted model, not a curated record. Bases 1 to 2526 code for a protein of 841 amino acids. The transcript has 9 exons.
AUGAGGUCUUCAUUGUUAAUUGUAUCAGUUGCGAUCUUUGCAACUUCUACCUUUGCUCAGAAUGAUGGAGACUUAACUCCUCCCAGUUAUCCAUCUCCAUGGAUGAAUGGCAAUGGAGAUUGGGCAGAGGCAUAUGCUAAAGCAAAGAGAUUCGUAAGCCAGCUUACCCUUCUUGAGAAAGUCAACUUGACCACCGGUGUUGGUUGGGAAGGCGAAGCUUGUGUGGGAAAUACUGGUGCAAUCCCUCGACUUAAUUUUCCGGGACUUUGUUUACAAGAUUCUCCUCUCGGUAUUCGAUUCACUGAUUACAAUUCUGCUUUCCCUUCGGGAAUGAAUGCUGCUGCAACAUGGAGUUAUGAUUUAAUGAACGCUCGAGGUAUUGCUAUGGGAAAGGAGCAUCGAGGAAAGGGUAUAGAUGUUCAAUUGGGUCCUGUAGCAGGCCCCCUCGGAAGAGCACCGGCAGGUGGAAGAAACUGGGAAGGUUUCAGUCCAGAUCCCGUUCUUACAGGAAUUGGAAUGAUGGCAACAAUUGAAGGAAUUCAGGAUGCUGGAGUCAUCGCUUGUGCAAAGCAUUUUAUCAUGAAUGAACAAGAGCAUUUCAGAGAACCUGGUAACUCAAACGCUGCAUACUCUGCAAAUUUGGACGACAAGACAAUGCACGAACUUUACUUAUGGCCAUUUGCCGAUGCCGUCAGAGCUGGAGCCGGUGCAGUCAUGUGCUCGUACAAUCGUAUUAAUCAAACUUAUGGAUCCGAGAAUUCCUGGACCCUCAAUUACUUAUUGAAAAAUGAAUUAGACUUUCAAGGUUUUGUCGUGAGUGAUUGGUGGGCACAGCAUAAUGGCAUUGCCAGUGCAUUGGGUGGACUUGAUAUGACCAUGGCUGGAGAUCAAAACCUUGCUUCAGGUAACACAUAUUGGGGCACUUGGCUCACCAAUGCUGUCCUUAAUGGCACAAUCCCUCAAUGGCGCCUUGAUGACAUGGUUGUUCGCAUCAUGUCAGCAUACUACAAGGUUGGCAGAGAUACUGCUAAGGUUCCAGUAAACUUCAAUUCAUGGAAUCUUAGCACAUACGGCUACCAGCAUCCACUUGCGAACGAAGGCUUUACACAAAUUAACGAACAUGUCAAUGUCCAAGAUGAUCAUGCCUCGCUAAUCCGAGAAAUUGGUGCCAAAUCGACCGUUCUCUUGAAGAACACAAAAGGUGCAUUACCAUUGCGUAAUCCGAAGAGCAUAGCAAUUAUCGGAGAAGACGCCCAUGAUAACCCGGGUGGCCCAAAUGCCUGUGGAGAUCGUGGUUGCAAUAUUGGCACACUUGCUAUGGGCUGGGGUUCCGGUACCGCAAACUUUCCGUAUUUAAUAUCUCCCGUUACAGCAUUGAAAGCAAAAGCAGCAGAAGGUUAUGGUCAAACAACUGUCAGGAAUGUCAGCAACAAUUAUAACUUUGCUGCUGUCGCCGAAGCAGUAAAAGGAGCUUCUGUUGCAAUAGUAUUCGCCAACGCUAACGGCGGAGAAGCUUUUAUUACCGUCGAUGGAAAUCACGGAGACCGAAACAAUCUGACCUUAUGGGGUAAUGGAGAUGCUCUUAUUGAUUAUGUUGCAUCUAUCCACGAAAACACAGUGGUUGUCCUUCACACGAUCGGACCCGUGAUUGUUGAAGCAUACAAGAAUCACCCCAAUGUAACCGCCAUUCUUUGGGCCGGUUUACCUGGUCAAGAAUCCGGAAAUUCUCUCACGGACGUCUUAUACGGUGAAGUAAAUCCACAAGCAAAAUCUGUCUUCACAUGGGGAAAAACUCGCGAAGAUUACGGAACAGACGUCGAAUAUACCAUCUCCACUCCAGAUCCCCAAUUGAAUUUUAAAGAGGGUGUAUUUGUUGAUUACCGUCACUUCGACGCCGCAAAUAUUGAGCCAUCCUACGAAUUCGGUUUCGGCCUCUCAUACACCACAUUCUCAUACUCUAAUCUGCACAUCCAACCUCAUCACGCUUCUACUUAUAAGCCAACACGAGGUAGAACAUUAUCUGCUCCAACAUUCGGUACAAUCAACUAUAAUGCAUCGGCAGCGCAGUUCCCGCCAGGAUUCCAUAAAGUUCCUGGUUACAUCUAUCCAUAUCUUGAGGGCCCAUUGGUCGCAAAUCAAAGUGUUGAACUCCCUCUACACUCAACAGAUAGCUCACCACAACCACUCCUCGCAGCUGGUGGUGAACCAGGUGGUAAUCCGGGCUUGUAUGAUGUGCUUUACACCGUAACUGCCAAAAUUACCAACACCGGUAAGAUACCUGGAACAGAAAUUCCUCAACUUUACAUAUCCCUCGGCGGUCCCACCGACCCCAAAAUCGUCCUCCGAGGCUUCGACGACAUGGAGCUCGAACCCCACGAAUCCGAUACCUUCAAAUACGAAAUCACCAGACGCGAUAUCAGUAAUUGGGAUCCGGUAACUCAAAAUUGGGUUAUUACUGAGUAUCCCAAGACGGUGUAUGUGGGUAGUUCGAGUAGGUAUUUGGUUUUGAGUGGGACUUUGCUGUAG